AUGAGAGAUGAUGAGUCCCUUUCUGCUUAUCUUACCAAACUGAUUGAUCUGAUAAACCAAAUGAGGAGCUAUGGAGAGGAUUUAGCUAGAGCUAGGAUUGUUCAAAAAUUACUAAUCAGUUUGCCAUCAGCUUAUGAUUCAAUCUGUUCUGUUAUUGAGCAUUCUAAGGAUUUGGAUGAAAUUGAGGUACAAGAAGUGGUAGCUUCUUUGAAGAGUUUUGAAUUAAGGCUAGAUAGGCACUCUGGAUAUAAGGCUAAGAAAGCAUUUGCUAGUCUUAGUGUGAAUCCCAAAUCAGAAAAAUACAGUGGAAGUCAAAGUGGUUAUAAGGAUCAAAAGAAUUGGAAGACAAAAGGCAAAAAGUGGGAUAAUAAACCACCUGAUGGAGCUAGAAACCCCUGCAAACAUUGUGGCAAGCUACAUUUUGGUGAGUGUCGGUUUAAGGGAAAACCAAAAUGUUACAACUAUGAUAAAUUUGGGCAUAUUGCAAAAGAUUGCUACAACAAGAAACCAGCACAACAGCUCAACUAUGCUACUCAGACCGAAUCCAUACCAACCAUGUUUUAUGCUAGUAAUAAAGGCUCUGCUAGUGUAAAAGGAUGUGAUGGUGUAUGGCAUUUGGAUUGCAGAUGCAGCAAUCAUAUGACUGGCAGAGAAGAUGUAUUAAUUGAUGUUGAUAGGAAUAUAACUGCAAAAGUUGCAAUGGGGACAUGA
Messenger RNA from Prunus persica (peach), 711 nucleotides. RefSeq lists its product as uncharacterized. The record is from RefSeq and is a predicted model, not a curated record. Lineage: Eukaryota; Viridiplantae; Streptophyta; Magnoliopsida; Rosales; Rosaceae. The coding region runs from base 1 to 711 and encodes 236 amino acids. The transcript has a single exon.